Messenger RNA from Rhincodon typus (whale shark), 6057 nucleotides. RefSeq names its product alpha-1,4-N-acetylglucosaminyltransferase-like. Gene Ontology annotation, molecular function: acetylglucosaminyltransferase activity. The record is from RefSeq and is a predicted model, not a curated record. The transcript is spliced from 4 exons. NCBI's taxonomy places the organism in Eukaryota, Metazoa, Chordata, Chondrichthyes, Orectolobiformes, Rhincodontidae. Gene Ontology annotation, biological process: protein O-linked glycosylation. Bases 73 to 1095 code for a protein of 340 amino acids.
AUCGGGGCUGUUUAAGUGGAACUGCUAGGCUUUGUGGCUGGAGGAGGAGUUAUCCAAGAAAAAUAUCCAGUUAUGAAACAACAUAAGAUGUCACUUCGCAUGGUAAUUGGCAUCUUCGUGGUCGCUUUGAUUGUGUUUCUCAUUUAUAUGGUAAACAAUCCACAUAGAAGCAUGCUAAAUUAUGCAAUUUUCAUGCAAAGUACCCCAAUGAAUAAUCAAGGAGACAACUCGAGAAAACCAACAGAAGCUUCCCCAAUGGAAUUGACCGCAUCUGGCCAGGUCUCCUCUAAAAACACUAGGAUUCAACAUCAACAUCCAACCAAAGAACCUGGGAUAAUGUUUGUGCAAACGUCCAAUGAGCUAGAUCCUUCCCCAUUGGUCAUGUGCAGUAUUGAAUCAGCAGCUAGACUAAACGAAAAAAAAACAGUUUAUUUUUUCAUGAGAGCAUUCAAUGGGAAUAUAUCUGCAUAUCAAGAACCUGAGUACAAAGCCAUCCCUCUGCUUUCUUCAUUCAAGAAUGUGGUCAUCUUGCCCUUGAAUCCUAAAGAAUUAUUCAGCGACACACCCUUGGCUGGAUGGUAUGAGAAGGUAGAUCCCAGCAAAGAAAGCUACUGGUUCCAUGUGCUCGCAGAUGGCUGUCGGCUUGCCUUGCUGUGGAAGUACGGGGGCAUCUAUCUGGACACGGAUAUCAUUUCAAUCAAACCCUUGGACUUCAAAAACUUCCUCUGUGAAGAAUCUAGUAAUUAUGCCAAUAAUGCAGCUUUGGGAUUUAACCGCUCUCAUUCCUUUAUCAAGAGUUGCUUAAGGGAUUUUGUUGAGGAUUACAAUGGAGCAGAUUGGGGUCAUCAAGGCCCUAAACUGAUGACCCGGAUGUUGAAGAAAUGGUGUAGGACUGAUGAUCUCGAUUACUUUCGGAACAGAAAAUGCAAAGGGAUCCUGUACCUGUCCAGCAACUGGUUCUACCCUGUUCCAUACACCAAUUGGGAGAAGAUUUUUGAAGAAGAUACGUGGAACGGGAACAAUGAGAAAAUGGCUAUCCUUGGAUGGGAAAACGCAAACAGCACACAGGGUGGGAAGCGAAUGUCUCACUCUUAAAAGAACAAGCCUGGUUCUCAUUGAAUUGGGCCGGAAUGAAUGAAUGACCUCAGUUUGGGUAGGACUGUUGGCAAAAGCUCUCUUGCCAAUGGACAUUCUAACCCUGGUAAACUCCUCCUUGCACUUUGAAGAUGAUAAAGUGAACUGGUCCAUAAGGUGAAUGAGAAAGGAAGAGUUAAGAGACCACUCAAUCUGGUCAAGAGAUAAGAACGAUUGCGGCUUGCUCCAAAUGGAGCCAGCAUCAUUAACCAGAGUCAUCCCUUCAUGUACCAAACAAUAUCCCAUCAGCCCUGCCUCAAUCACAGGAAUCGUGCCCAUCAUCCGACAAUUAGAAGAUCAAGAUGUGUCGGUAAAAACACACAGAUCCUCCAACAGCCCUGUAUGGCUGGUGCGCAAACCUGACAUGAUUUGGUGCUUGACGUCAACUACAGAAAGGUCAACCAAUGCAUUGAUCAGAAAGCUCCUUUGGUUGCAGAUCAUGCCAAUAUUCUCAAUGCCCUCACGCCAGAACAUAAAUACUCUUCGAUGAUAGAUAUGGCCAACAGAUUCUGGUCGGUACCCCUAGCACCUUCAAAGCAACAACAGUACAACUUGACCCGGCUACAACAGGUCUUCCACAGCAGUCCUACUGUAUCUAACAUGGCCCUGCAAAAUCACUUGCCAGAAUUACCCCCUGUGCCUUCAACGGUCAUUCAACACGUGGAUGAUAUUCUCGUGGCCUCCAAUACAGAGGAACAGCGCAAACAGGAUCUGUGAAUCCUGCUGGACCACUCCCGAGGACAUAAAGGCAAUUUUAACAAUGUUCAAGUGUUGCGAGAAGAGGUUGUGUACCUGGGACAAAAGAUUUCAGAGGGAAAAAGAGAACUUACCCAGGACAAAACUGCAGUAAUUUGGAAGGCCCAAGAGCCUAUUACCACCCGGGAACUCCAAUCCGUUCAGGACUGUGUAACUUUAACAGGAAUUGGAUGGACUCAAACACACAACUAGCACAGCCACUGAACAACAUCUUAAAGGGCAAGAGAGCAUCAAAAGAGAUUCAAAGAGCAAUGAGAGGCUUUUAGGAAUCUAAAAGAGGUCUUAUGCUCGGCACCUGCUUUGGGAAUUGCUGACAAUGGGAAGUCAUUUAUGCCUUUUGUAAAUGGAAAGGAACAAUACAUGACAGCCAUACUGAUGCAAGAACAUGGGGAUAUACAAAGAUCUAUUGGAUACUACGCAGCAAAACUGGAUGCAGUAGCCCUGGAAUGGGGAAGCUGCUUGAGUGCCAUGGAAGCCACAUGUCAAGCUGUAAUGGCCACUGCAGGUUUGGUCCUUGACCAAAAACAUUCAAGUGUCCCCACACAGUACACACCUUACUGUCAAUGAAUAGAGUAUUGCAAGUCAUGGCAGCUAGGUGGACACAUUGGGCAGCAGUCUUAGAAGCCCCCAAUCUCCAAAUUGUCUGGGCCAGCCCAGUUAACCCCACAGCAAUGCUCCCAGUGUCCCGAGAGCAAGAAGAGAGAGGAGACGGGUAUGAAGAACAUGACUGUGUGGAAAUUUUAAAACAAAUAGAUGAAGCAGCUCUUGCAGCAGAGGAGCCUCUGCAAGAAUCCAGACCUCUUUACAGAUGGGUCCUCUUUCAUUGAAAAUGGGAUGAGAAAAGCAGGAUGGGCAGCCACUAGUCUACAUGAAGUCGUGGCAAAAGGUAGUCCACCUGCCUGAACAUCAGCCCAACAGGCCAAGCUGAGUGCUCUAUCAGAAGCAUGCAAGAUAGCAGAGAGACAGAUGGCUAAUAUCUACACAGAAUCCCACUGCGCUUUUGGAGUAGCCCAUGAUUUUGGACAACUAUGGCAAAGGAGGGGAUCCCUUACAGCUGCAAGUACCCCCAUUCAAAAUGGCAACAAAGUCCAAAAUCUACUUGAAGCCAUACAAUUAGCCCAAGAAGUCCCCAUCCUGAAACGCAAGGCCCAUGCCAGAGAAACCAACAUAGAAGCCCAAGGAAAUGCUCUGGCUGAUCACAAGAAGAGCCUCCAAUGGAACCCACGUCAAUGUGUAAAUUAAAGACCUUGACACAAGACCUAAAGGAGAUGCAGUGUCAAUGCUCCCGAGAGGAAAAAUGGACUUGGAUUGAGGCAGGAAUUAAACUAUGCGAAGAUGGUAUCUGGAGAUAAAGAGAAAUGGACAAACAUAUUGCCCCACAGGCAUUAAUGCCCUUUUUGGCACAACAGAUUCACUCAUGGAGGCAUUUGGCUCUGCAAUAAACGAUGGCAUAAUUCCAGAAGAGUUGGUCUGGUCGAGGUCUUAAAAACAUGUCCAGGUGGUAACAGACCAUUGCAUGAUCUACCAGAAGAACAACCAUCACCGCCAUGCCCCAAAUGAGACCACCCCCCACCCACUGCAGGACCAUUGCAACACCUACAAAACGACUACAUGUCCCUCCCACCAUGUCAAAGCUAUACCGAAGUCCUAGUUAUCAUUGACAAAUUCUCCAGAUGGGUGGAAACCUCUUCAACCGGAGAAGCCACAGCCAAUCAUACAGCUAAAGUUUUGUGUAAGGAUUACAGUCCUCGGUGGGGAGUCUCAACCAGCACAGAUUCUGACCAAGGGACACACUUCACAGGUGCUGUCUGCCAGGGAGUUUGCAGGUUGUUAAACAUUAAAUGUGAGCUCCACUGGCCUCAUCACCCCCCCAGUCAUGAGGGCAAGUGGAACGAACCAACCGUACCUUAAAACAAAGGCUCGCUAAGCACCACCAAGGGGGAGUAUCCUGGCCAUGAGCCCUGUCAAUAGAACCAUGCAGCAUCCAAGCAACUCCCAAUCAAACAAUAGGACCAAGCCCUUUUGAAGUCAACACUGGAAGGCCUACAUCAUUGCCAGGAACAACUAAGUUGCGGAAAGCCUAUUGCCACUUAGUGAGUGACAUGCUGUUGAAGUAUUGUCAAGUCCUAACCAAUGUUGUCAGGUCCUCUCCCCGACAGCUUCCCUUUUAAUGCAUCUGAAAUGGCAGAAUAGAUAAUUCGCCUCCUCAAAGGAUCUGGUAUGAUGGCACGGCAGUCACCAGCUCGAACAGGGAUGUACUGGGUGCAUGUGGCUCACCCCAGACAGUAGUGGGAGUCAGCAGGUCACAACAUCUUUGCAGGGUGGUGUCAGCCCAAAUGACCACAUCUCACAACAACCUCCAUUCACGACCGUUGCCAACACCUCUAGAAUGGGGAGACCAGGAGGAAUCUGUUUAUGUAAAACCCAGACAGGAGGGCAGGAGACGGGAUACAGCAAGUAUUCCCCAUAUUAGAAUGCAACCCAGAGUGUUGACUCCACCCUCCUGACAUUCUAACAUCUCACCAGCAAAGAUGGUAUCCCAACAUAAUAACUAGGUUUACCCCUUAAAAUGGCGCUUACUUUGUUUGCGACCGUAAGGCCUAUGACAGGUUACCCUCAUCAUGGACGGGUUCAGGUUACUUGAGUUAUGUCGUCCCCUUUGUCCAUCACUCAUUAUCCCUACCUGAGACACUGUCAAAGAUUUAAAAGUGCCAUUACAGAGAUAGAGAGAUUCUUUUCCAUCUUGAUCUCCUAGCACAGAACCACAAAACUGGUGAGGGAAUCUAUCAACGUGGCAGAAGUCCUAGAACAGGUGGCCAACGAUACAGCAGAGGUCUUGGAUGAAACAUGUGCUGAAAUGGUAACCAUCCAGAAAACAGCGCUGCAGAAUAGAUGGCUCUUGAUUGGAUACUGGCUGAAAAGGGAGUCGCUUGUGCCCUAAAAGGGGCCGAAUGCGAUACUUACAUCCCAGAUAACUCCAAGCAAUCACCAAUUUAGCAGCAUAUAUAUGAAAAAAGAUGGACAAACUAAAACAACCCCCGUCCUCCACGCUGAAAAGUUGAGCAACAUGUUGGUUGUGAUCCUUGGGAACCUCCCUGGAUGAAGGGAGUUGUGUUAUUCAGUGUAGUAAUUCUCAUUUUGUAUUGUUUGUUUUUAUUCAUCAAAUGUGUUGCCAACAAGUGGUUUCUGCCAUAGCCAUGCAGGUUAGGGUCCUGAAAGCUAAGCAUCCUGUGAGGCAAUCAUUCUUGCAUAAAAAAGCCUAUCUCAUAUGUUUAACUAUAUACUUGUGUGCUUUGUGAUUUGCUUAAGGGGGAAUCAAAACGGGGAUUGUUAGGGCUGCUCAUAAUUGAGUAGCACAAAAUGCCAACGGCUGCCUGUAGCUGAAAACAAAAUGGCUGACAACUGUCCAUAGCUAAUGCAGCAAAACAGGACUGACUAACUAUUCAAGGUUGCUAAUAUGCCUAAGAUGGUGAUAUUAACAUUUAACAUUUGGCAAUAGCAGCUCUGAAGAACAUUUAAUUCAGCUAACAUUGAAGAUAUAGAUAAUAACAUUUAACAAUAGCCACUCUGUAAGCAGCUAAUGUAUUAGACAUUGAACAUUUGAUCUGUCAAACUAUAGAUCCAAAUUAGUUAUAGAAAAUCAUUAAAGGAAAAGAUUUAAACCAGACCACAGAUAGUUAACAAUUAGUUCAGUGAAUGCAGUCCAGAAAGCUCUCUCUCUCUCUCACUUAUUUUCUAACUUUCUGCCUAUCUCACUUUUUAGCUUUGUUACAGAGAGGAAUGAAUACAGAGAUCAAUAUUAUUUCCUGUAACGAGAAUCCUUUAAAAGGUUAUCCAAUUAAUUGAUAAUUAACAUGGUGCGACAGCCACCCAAUGGGAAAAGGCUCAAUGAGAAAGAUAAGAAAGUCUGUGAAAACAUCAUGACCAGGGUGAACAAGCCUGCCCGUCUCAGUGAUUAGCAAGCCGGGAGCCAAUUACAGGUGGCCUACUCGGCUCCGUUAACCAAUCGUAAUCAAAGCGGGGAUGGUAGGUGGGGGACUGUGUGUGCACUCUACGUUAAAAUGUAUUAGUUAAGACAUUCUGAAACCAGUGUGCCUUUGUGCCUUUAUGCCUUUUUGUUGUAUGCUGUAAUUGAGCUGCAAAUCGCAAAUACAGGACAUCACAGUC